Molecule: messenger RNA, 3861 nt
Organism: Drosophila willistoni
Lineage: Eukaryota; Metazoa; Arthropoda; Insecta; Diptera; Drosophilidae
Product: mucin-5AC
Exons: 7
Coding region: 52-2316 (754 amino acids)
Source: RefSeq, a predicted model, not a curated record
GCCGCGUGCGCGUACGUGUGUUAAUCGAGCGAUAUCGUAUACGAAUUUAAAAUGUUACAAAGCGGCAUCGCUGCGGCUGCCGCUCAUCGCUGGAUGUUGCCACUUUUGGGAUUAUGCCUAAUCAGUCUAGGAUUGCGCUGUGAUGCGCGUGCCGUAAAUGUAAGCAACACUUGGACAAUGCCCCAGGAGGGUUUAAACGUAUUCUAUAGAUUCUUUCGUGAUCGCAUCUCUUGGUUUGAGGCAGAUGCCGUUUGUCAGUUUCAUCAUGCCAAUCUGGUGACAGUUGACAACAGUUUUCAAUUCGAUGCAACACGCGACCUGCUAAGGGAAUUGGAUGUAAACGACAUCGUUUGGAUUGGACUCAUGCGACCGCAGAAUUCGGAUCGUUUUAUGUGGUCGAAUUCCCGUCCUUUGGUUACGGAUACUGGCUACUGGGCCGAAUCGUUGCCCUUAAUGGAUGCCCCAUUGUGCGCUGUUAUCGAUCCCAUACGUGAUUAUCGCUGGCAUGCUUUGCGCUGUGGAGGUCCUGAGACAGCUUCAUUUCUAUGCGAAAUGCCGGUGCCCAGCUGGGCAGAUGCCUGCAUUCUCAAGGAUAUGCCCAAUCUAACAAUGCAAUAUAUGGCAGAUACGGCCAGCAUUGAGUUAAUACGAAAUUGCCAAGAGGAGGGACUACUGCGACACACUUGCAAGGGCAAAGAGGAUCGCGAACGUGCCAUUCGUCAAUUGAUAUGCCCCAAGGAACGCCUGGAGGCUCAACGUAUAACCGAUAUGACAAAUUCACAUUUCAAAUCGCUUCAAAUCAUCCAGAAUAUACGUACCGAUAAUAAUGAGAAUAAUGAUAUUGAUCUACUGCCAUUGCAACCCAAUUACAAUCGUGGCGGUAAUCUUGAAAUUGCUGUAGCCCCACCGCCAAGUUCAUUGGGUGGCGUUACCUUUGGUAUACCUCAUGAAGUGCCACGUCCAGUUAAGAAAUCAGGACCAAGGCAGCCACCACCAGAACAUAUUGAUAUCAUGAGCAUUAUGAUGGGUGAUCAACCGGCUUUAAGUAUGGAACAAUUGCCAGAUAGUGGAGCUGAUGUAUCGAAUGAGAUUUUCGAACAUUUGCCACAUAAAAAGAAAAUAUUGCAACAAGAUCUAAAGACAAUGCCAAGUAUUCAUGAGGCAACUACCAUAAGCUUUGCAGCAACACCAAAAACCACUCCAAAAUCAACUCCGAAGUCAACUCCAAAAACCACAACCACAACAACAACAACAACAACCACUGGGCCAUUGUUAUUAGUCAGCACAACUGGGGCAUCACAGCAUACAACUCAUGUGAUUGAAUCGGCGGAUAAUUCACAUUUCAUUCCACCCAUGCUAAUGGUAAAAUCACAUUAUAUACCACCAGCCAAACAUGGUGAACAUGGAGAGCAUAGCGAGCAUAUUGAACAUUUACUGGCAACGUCCUCAACAACGACAACCACAACAACAACAGCAGCACCAGCAGGAACAACAACAACUACAACAACAAAACGAACAGCUAAUGAUAAGACAACAACAGAAAAAUCUGUAACAGAUGCAGCAGCAGCAGCAGCAGCAACAAAAACUACCACAAUUGCAGUAGCAAAAACAUCAACAGCUAAGCCAGCAACAACAACAACAAUUGCCACAACAACCACAACAUCAGCGGCCGCAACAACAACAGCAGCACCAAAAACAACAACUUUGGUAAUAACAGAAAAACCAACAUCAACCGUGGCCACUGAUACAACUGUGACAACUGUCAAAUCAGAUGUCCAAGAAACUACAUCAGCAACAACAUUAGAAACAGCAACAACAACAACAACAGCAGCAGCAGCAGCAGCAGCAGCAGUAAUAGCACCAGCAACAGUAACUAAUGGAGCAGCCAAUGAUUUGAAAUUGAAUUCCACAACUACUACGACUACUACAACUACGGCUGCAACAUCAAGCGCUACAGGAGCAACAGCAACAUCUUCACCUUCAUCAGCAACUUUAUCAGUUACAUCAUCAACAACAUCAUCGCCAGUUAUAGCAGCGACGACACAAGCAAUAGUAACUAUCAAGGCCAAGGAGACAGCAACAACAUUGGUGACUGAAACGGAACAGGAAGUGGCAAGCACCACAGCAAUACCAAAGGCAACAGCAACACCAACACCAACAACAACAACAACAACAACAGCAGCACCAGCACCAGCAACAACCACAACACGACGCAACUUCCUUCAAGAGGAAACUGAGGCGCCAUUUAAACCAAAUCGACGACGCUCGCUAACAAAACCGGAAACUGUUAGCUAUUUCAAGAAGAUCUUGGGCUAAAGCUAGUACCCAGUUAAAACACACACAGACACACACAUUUCCGUUACAUAACCGCACACUUCCCGUCACCCCGUAACCCCGUCAACACAUCAACGUGCUUCUCCUUCACCUUCACCUCCUCCUACUGCUGCCGUUGUCACUUCUCUUCGAAAAUGCAGCAAGUAAUUGCUUACGCAAAAUCAAAGCUGCAUUUGAAUGUGAACGAAUCUGUAAACGAAUCCAAUUCAAGUUGGCUUUCUCUUCUGUUUCAAAAGUUUGUAAAACUUGGCAACCCCCCCUUCUCCACACACACACACACACAAACACACUACGUUCUCGAUACACCAACUUGUAACUCAUGCUUAACAGCGGGUUAAAACCCGCAGCUCAAAACAAAAAAAGGCGAACAACGCAGUGAGGAGGAAGCGAAAUAGAAAGCGCCGACAGUUUCAACCAAAAAUAUGUCAAUUUUUCACCCCCUCCGCCGCCCCUUAAACCACCUUCCCAAAAACAUUAGCAUCAUAUGUAGUAAGUCUGUCAAUAGGCAAAAAAAAAAAAAACAAGCGAAAGUCGCUUUACAAAAGAAGGAGUUGAAAAUGGAGAUAAAAAAUAUGGACAGCACAUACCAAAGGCCAAAUCUACAAAAAUAAACACACAAAUCUAUAGAGAUGAAAGGAAACAAAUAAAAGAAAGAAAUAAAAGUAACAAUUUAGACUCUUAAGUACGCGUACAUACAUAAAAUGUGUUUUGAUUUUCGUUUAUAUUGAAGAAAAGCCCAAAAAGAGCAAACAAUACGCCCUGUUAGCCAGUCCUUAAAAGCCCUCAAUCCGUUCUUAGACGCACUCGUAGAAACUAGAAGAGGCAAAGGCCAUUGAUUAACCAAUCGAUUUCUUUCUCCAAAGGAAUUCUGGGCAAACUAGAAAGAGAGACAAAACAUCUAUUUAAUAUUCCAAUGCCACAAAAUCUUUCAUUAUAAACGAAAUUCAAAGCACGUUAGCAAAAAAAAAAAAAAAAAAAAAAAAUAAAUAAAUAGAUGAUAUUAAUUUUUUUUUCUUAACUUUGUUUUGUGUCUGUCAAAUAGUGAAAUACAAUAUACAAUGUAAGUGAGCGACAGAGAGCGAAAUAAAGGAGAUAAAAUUUUUGUCAAAACAAGAAAAAAAUGUGCAAAAGAAUUUAGAUUAUAACCAAAAAAAAAAACAACAAAAUUUAAUGAAAUGGAAAGUCAAGCCAGUCAAAAGCAAGGACAUACAGCAAAAAAGUAAGUAAAAAAAAAACUGAACAAAAGCCAAGCGAAAAGAAGCACUUAAAAUUAAGUUAAAAUUAAAGAGAAAAACCAAGCACUUAAAAAUAUUCCCUCUUCCCCCUCAAAAGAAAGCCCGUUUGUCCCCCCCACACGCACUUCAUAUAGUGAAUUAUUUAUAACUAUAUAUAUAAUAUAUAUCGUCGUACUUGAAAUCAGUUUGAAUCCAACUUAAAAAGCAAGAUUAAAGUGUAAUGCAAAAAAAAAAAAAAAAACGGCAAACAACUUAAUUGAAAUGAGUAAACGAAUAAAACUUUCCCAAAACA